AGCUGGACAAAAAUAAUACAAUUCAAGUCACUGCACUCCAGUGUGGGGUUCAUUUUUUCUUGUCCUUCGCCUCCCCUCUUCUCCAGGUUGCAUUAUUCUUUAUACCUCUGGCCUCUAAAUGUCUGACAGAGGUUUGAUUUCAUAGUUGUCUCCAGCUGUCCUGAAAAACAUCUCCUGUAGAUGUCUUGAAUUCGAAUAUUUACUGAGUUUAUAAUUGUAAUAAUUAUAGUGGAGUACCUGAUACUCGAUCAAUUCAGAGGACACGAUUUAGUGCUGAUCACUAGGAGUCGAUAUCGGCGAUUGUGAUGAUUUCUCAGUUUUUCAUCCUUUCCUCACGUGGAGACACUAUUGCCUUCCGGGAAUAUCGAGGUGACGUCGUGAAAGGCACAGCGGAGAUCUUUUAUCGCAAGAUCAAAUCAUGGCCUGGCAGUCUCCCUCCGCCUAUAUUUAAUGUUGAAGGCAAUCACUUCAUCUACAUCCGUCGCAAUGGCCUCUACUUUGUCUGCACAACCAAGUUCAAUGUAGCACCGACAUUUGUUGUGGAGCUGCUAACGAGGAUAUCAGGCUUGUGUAAGGACUACUGUGGUGUGCUCAACGAGGAGGCUAUCCGUCUCAACUUUGUCUUGGUGUACGAACUGCUGGAUGAAGUCUUGGAUUUUGGCUAUCCACAAGUUACAUCCACAGAAGCCCUCAAGGCAUGUGUCCUUCACAAGCCUGUAGAGGUUGCCACAGAGCCUACAACAAGCCGACUACCCGGCAUUGCUCCUGCUCGCGAGCAACGCACAUUGCCCAGCUCUGCAGCCAACAAGUCUGUGGCGUUUGGCUCUGAUUCUAAGGGUGACGAGAAGCACGAGCUGUUCGUGGACUUGCUGGAGCGUAUGACAGUGCUGAUUGGUGCAAAUGGCAGUGUCUUGCGAGCCGAUAUUGACGGCUCUGUGCAGAUGAAAAGCUUUCUUGCCGGCAACCCAGAAAUUCGCCUUGGCCUCUCGGAGGACAUCGUCGUUGAGAGGUCAUCCACUAGUCCUGGAGCUAUUGGCGUGACACUGGAUGACUGCAAUUUUCACCAGUGUGUGCGUAUGGAGGAGUUCGAAAAGGACCGAACACUGGCAAUUACCCCUCCAGAUGGUGAAUUUACUGCGAUGCGCUAUCGACUGUCUGGAGACUUCCGACAUAAGCUGCCAUUCCAAAUGCUGGUCAUGGUGGAAGAUAAUGAUUCAAAGUCUCUGGAGGUGGUACUGAAACUGCGGUGCGACAUUCCACAAGACCAGCAUGCAACGAAUGUGGCGGUGCGGUUCCCCGUUCCAAAGGCCACCACAAGCGUUUCACACGUGCUGCCCUCCGGCUCCAGUCAAGUAUCCGAGUUCAAGAGCGCUGAGAAGCUGCAGGUCUGGAAGAUGCGACGGUGCCCGGGCGGCAUGGAGCAAUCGGCUCGUUUCAGAAUCAAUGUGUCUGAGAAAGGCAGAAGUACAAGGAAGGAAAUUGGACCAGUGAAUGUGGAGUUUGAGGUGCCGAUGUUCCUAUGCUCUGGCAUUGCCAUUCGCUACCUGCGCGUCAUUGAGCGAAAUGGUCGCAGUUACACGCCGUUCAGAUGGGUCCGCUACAUAACGCACAGUGACUCAUACGUUAUUCGAAUUUGAUGCUGGUCAUCUCAUUCCCUCCCUGCUUUGGUGCUUGUCUCCUCCUGUACUCUGCUCACAAGCUGGUUUUCAUGACUAUGCGCUUUCCUGCUGUGAACUUCACCCGAUGCAAUAGAUAACUACCAUAAUCAAAUAAAUCGUUCAUCAAACAUCCAAUUUGUUAUGAGAUCACAAGCUCCAUGAAACCCACUCCAUGAAACCCAUCACAAGCUCCAUGAAACCCAUCUUCCAGCACUGUCUACAACAAUGUAGUUUCAGUUCUUUUUGUGUCUGAAUCUUCUUCUUUUUUUAAGGAAUCUCUCGUGCUUUUGACUUGUUUGUGCUUCAUGCUCUGGAUCGUGAUCCUCUAUUUCACCGGACCUCGUCAAAUUAUUAUUGUUUUGAUAUUCUUCCAGAUGAUGUAUUAUUGUUUUAUUCGGCUUUGUUCUUAUUCUAGCAAUUUCUUAAAUUCCGUUUAUCUCGAGUGUGUGUGUGUGUUUUGAUUAUGCCUGCCCGUAUGUGGGUGUUUGGAACACCACUGCUGUUAUUGUAGGUUGCACUGGUGCUAUUCUGGUCGUUCAUGAAGUUCAAGCCCGGAGCAGCCCGGACAGUCUGACUAUUACACUGACAU
Sycon ciliatum is the source of this 2247-nucleotide messenger RNA. RefSeq lists its product as uncharacterized. Gene Ontology annotation, cellular component: clathrin adaptor complex; cytoplasmic vesicle; trans-Golgi network. The record is from RefSeq and is a predicted model, not a curated record. The transcript has 17 exons. Bases 306 to 1637 code for a protein of 443 amino acids. NCBI's taxonomy places the organism in Eukaryota, Metazoa, Porifera, Calcarea, Leucosolenida, Sycettidae. Gene Ontology annotation, biological process: intracellular protein transport; Golgi to lysosome transport; protein targeting.